Colletotrichum higginsianum IMI 349063 is the source of this 2367-nucleotide messenger RNA. RefSeq names its product Rpb7-binding protein seb1. Gene Ontology annotation, molecular function: pre-mRNA binding; U6 snRNA binding. Gene Ontology annotation, cellular component: U2-type catalytic step 2 spliceosome; U2-type catalytic step 1 spliceosome; Prp19 complex. The record is from RefSeq and is a predicted model, not a curated record. The transcript has 6 exons. NCBI's taxonomy places the organism in Eukaryota, Fungi, Ascomycota, Sordariomycetes, Glomerellales, Glomerellaceae. Bases 1 to 2367 code for a protein of 788 amino acids.
AUGGCUACCGCUGCCCCUGUCGUGGAGCUUGAAGCUGCUCUCAAGGCAGUCUCAGACUACAAGGCUCCUGGCGUUACAGGCACUCGCAUUGCUGCUAUGACCAGCAUCUGUGUUCAAAACGUUCAGUAUGAGUCGGUCCUCAUUCAGAAGUUGUUCACCUACCUCAAGAUGGCAACCCCUCCCUACAAGCUCGGCAUUCUUUAUGUUGUCGACUCGGUGAUCCGCAAGUGGCGUGAACAGGCUCUGUUUCAUAAGCAGACAACCGACGAGAACGCUGCAGAUGGCACUUUUGGUGCUGGUGUGUACCGACUGACUACGCUUAUGCCUAGCCUCAUUAAUGAUGUGCUUCGAAUUUUGCCUGAUGGCUACAAGGACAAACUGAAUAAGUUACUGGAGAUCUGGCACAAAGGCGGCACUUUCCCACCUGAGAUGAUAGAGUCAUUCCAGUACAAGCUGGACAUUACGCUUGUUCCUGCUCCGAUCCUGUCCUACACGCCGGAGGGUAGCCCCUCCCCAGACCUGGUCGAGCGAAUGGGCUACAACAGACCAGUGGCUGCGCCCUCUGCCCCUACCCAGAUGUCUGCGCCAGAAGCCACCGACAUCCUGGCCAAACUCCAGAAGCUCGCGAAAGCCUCGCAAGAGCAGAGCCUGAACAGCAUCCAGAAUCAAACUCAUGGACGGCCUCAUGAUGGCGGCCACAACCAGACUUAUGGGCAGCCUCAGCAUGACGGUCAGAAUCGCCACAACAGCCAGGGUCAUGACAACGGCCAACCCCAUAAUCUUGCCCAGCCCCAGAUUCCUGUCCAGGCCCAGAGCAACUCUCAGGUGCCGUCUCCCCUGCAGGAGCUGCUCUCCAAAAUCUCGACUUUCGGUCAGUCGCAGCCGCAGCCGCAGCCGCAGCCGCAGCCGUCGGCCCCUUCCAUAAACUCUCAGCAGUCCUCUUACUCUAUGGCUCCCUUGUCUGGCGGCAUUUCUGCUGCACUAGCUCCGGCUCCGGCUCCAUUGCCCUUCCCCCAGCUUCAGCCUCAACCUAGUGGCAUGCAGUUUCCGGGCCUUCCUCAGAUGUCUCAAAUGCCUCAGAUGCCUCAGUUGCCGCAGAUCCCUCAAUGGCCGCAGAUGCCACAGAUGCCGCAGAUCCCCCAGACUACCCAGCCCCUCGCUGGUAUCCCUCCCACCGCCGUCGAUCAAAUGACGAUGUUUCAGACGCUUCUCAACCAGGGUAUCACCGCCGAACACUUGGCCGCCAUGGUCGCCGCCGUCAACGGCGGUCAGAGCGGUGCUGCUCCCGUUGCGCCUCCUGUUUCUGUGGCCCCAACCGUGACCGCUGCGCAGAACUACUACACCUCGGGACAGGGAUAUGGCGGCUCUGCUCAGCUCUACGGCAACUCUGACCACCAUCGGUACAAUGACCGCGCGCGAUCCCCGGACCGGCGCCAGGGUCGCUCUCGUUCGAGAUCGCCCGGCCGCCACUGGGACCAGCGCGGAUCGUCGCGAGACCCCCGUGAAAAUGGCGCUGACUAUAGUCGUCGCUCUCCCGACAGAGGCCGUCACAAUAGUAGAGACAGCCGCCGAGGCAGCGACUACCGUCAACGUAGUCCGCCUCCGAGCCGAGAUGGCGGCCGCAGCAACAGUUCUCGUCACGGUUCGAGCGAUAAGUGGAUCGACUAUGAUCAAUCUCUCCCUGAGGGCCACAUCAAGGUUCUUAGCAGAACCCUCUUCGUCGGAGGUCUCAAUGGUAUGCCAGAGCCUCAGAUUCGCGACAUCUUCAGCCGUUACGGCCAAGUUCAGACGGUCAUCAUUAACAAAGAGGGACGUCAUGCCUUCGUGAAGAUGACAAACCGCCCCGACGCUGCCCGUGCCAAGGCGGCCAUGGAGAAACUGGCUGAACAGCGAAGACGUGGUGGUACCCCGCCGCUCCGAGUGAGAUGGGGCGUGGGCUAUGGUCCUCGUGAUGCUUGCAACUAUGGCAAAGGGGUCAGCGUCAUCCUGAUCGAUGUGCUCACCGACGCAGACCGCAAGUGGAUGUUCACCGCUGAGUAUGGCGGCACUGGCGGCAAGCCCCUCACGUCGGGCAUGGUGGUCGAGGAGCCUGACAUCGAGAUUGGCGCUGGUGUGUCUUCCAAGGCCAUCAGCAAGCACAUGAAGACGGACAAGAGCGGUAACAACGGUCCUCGUUCUACCCGUAGCGGACGCGCUGCCAGCCGUGAUGAUCCUGGCCACUGGCACAGCGGCCGCAAUGAUGCUAAAGUCUCUGGCGCCAACGCCCAGCCGCUUCCCCAGCAGUUCCCAUUCGGUAUUGGUACCUUGCCCAACGGCAUGCCUGCGUACCCUCCUGGCUUCGCGUUCCCCGCCUCCAAGGGCAACUAA